Messenger RNA from Lecanosticta acicola, 564 nucleotides. The record is from the annotation of a GenBank genome assembly. Lineage: Eukaryota; Fungi; Ascomycota; Dothideomycetes; Mycosphaerellales; Mycosphaerellaceae.
AUGGCCUCGCCCUCUACGACUUCCUCCCGCCUCCGCAAAACCUUCCGCUAUCCCGAUUCCGACGACGAUGACGAAGAUCUCGACGAAGAACACCAGGAACGACUGAUUGAAGAGCUGAGAGCGGAAGAUCGGCGGAGGAAUGAAUUCUACAGAAAAGCAUUCACGGCUAUACCAUUCCUCGCGACGCUGUUCCUCCUGUGGUACUUGGUGACGGGCAGGACCGCGAGGGAGCGGACACUUGCGGUGGUGGGGAUGAGUAGUCUCUGGGCUACCGGGUGGGUGAUCUGGCGGACACCGGUUGUUGAUGAGAAGCGCGAAAGGAGGAAUAGUGUGGUCGUCGUGGAGAGUCCGUUGGAGAAGUACCUCCCUGUCAUGAAUGGGGUUCUGAGUGGUGUGCUGGGUUUGGCGGGGGUUGUGAGUUGGAGGCAAGGGAGGGUGGAAGAGGCGAUGAUGGGAAUUCUUCCUGCGGCUAUUUUGGGGCUGGGAGUCUUUGUGCGGUGGCAGUUGAGGAGUGUGGAUCUUGGGGAUCUGGAAGGGAGGAAGUAUGGGUUGAAGGGGGCUUGA